GGUCCCUUCAUAAAGUUUUCAUGUCUGAACCAUUGGCACAGAGUAGGAAAGGAUUAAAUAAAGAAGUUUGGAAGGCUGCUUGUCAAAGAAGGGGGCAAACGCCUUCAGCUGAAGUGGCCCUUUCAGCCACUGCAAAGAUGGCACGGGGAGCAAAACAGGAAAACAGAGGAGAGCUUCUAUCACAAGGCUUUGACAUCGCUUUGGGGAAGGGUUGCACGAAGGAGGGCGGCGUUAGAGCCGCACAAGGAGUUGAGGGCGUCGAUUUUUUUGUACGAACGCGAAUUUCAAGCGGUGUCUGAACGCCGCCGGCUUCAUCCGGCACAGCCAGCGGGGGAGAGCCGAGGAUUCUCCGCCGGGGAAAACCCGGAGCGGCUCCACGUGAGGGUCUCGCUGCGGGGCUCCCCGUUGGCCGCCAGUCGCUGCCCUGUGCCCGCCGUGCCCCCGCCGGCGGCGGAGCAUCGCGCCCGAGGGGCGGCAGAAGUUAAAACUUCCACCUGCCCUGAAGCCGCCGCUGCGCCAGCGGGAGGAGGCGGAGGAGGAGGCGGAGGCAGGCGGGGCGGCCGAGGACCCGGCUCUGGCAGCGCUCCGAGGGUCCGGCCGGCUGUAAUUCCCCCCUAAUCCCCUGCACGGCGGCGCUUCCCCGGCCGAGCCAUGGCCGCGGCUCCCCCGCCAUGCCGAGCAUAGCGGGGAGCGGGCGGAGCGGCGCCCGGGAGGCGCUCAAAAUGAAGACCCUGAUGCGCCACGGGCUGGCCGUCUGCUUGGCGCUCACCACCAUGUGCACCAGCUUGUUGCUCAUGUACGGCGGCAUCGGAGGAGGCGGCGGGGGCCACCCGGAGCCUCGGCGGCGGCAGCAGCAGCAACAGCAGCAGGUGGCGGCGGUGCCCAGCCGCCCGCCGGGACGCGGCCAGCACCGCCCAGCGCUCCCCGUCGGGGCUGGAAUCCUGGAGGGCUACAUCAGCGUCCUGGAGCACAAGCCUUUAAAGAUGCACUGCAAGAGCUGCGCGUUGGUAACCAGUUCUGGACACCUUCUGGGAAGUAAACAAGGCGACAGAAUCGACGAGACGGAGUGUGUAAUACGAAUGAAUGAUGCACCUACUCGGGGUUAUGGACAGGAUGUUGGGAACAAAACGAGCCUUCGAGUCAUUGCACACUCCAGUAUUCAGAGGAUUUUGCGAAAUCGCAACGAACUCUUAAACAUGAGCCACGGUGCUGUGUUCAUCUUCUGGGGUCCCAGCAGCUACAUGAGGAGAGACGGUAAAGGCCUGGUGUACAACAACCUGCAGCUGAUGAAUCAGAUACUGCCUCAAUUAAAAGCAUACAUGAUUUCUCGCCACAAGAUGCUUCAAUUUGAUGAUCUUUUUAAACGGGAAACUGGGAAAGACAGGGAUCCUAAUCAUCUUUCAGUACCUUAUCAUUAUUAUGAACCUCUGGGACCCGACGAAUGCACAAUGUACAUUUCACAUGAGCGGGGACGGAAGGGCAGCCAUCAUCGCUUCAUCACAGAGAAACGAGUGUUUGAGAACUGGGCGCGGACAUUCAAUAUUCACUUCUUCCAACCAGACUGGAAACCAGAGCCACUUACUGUAAAUCAGCCCGAGAUUAAAGCGGCCGUCUGAGGGAUGAAUGCACAAGACUGCAACCACAAUCACCGACUGUAUCAGCCAUCAGGGUGUUGGACCUGCUGGGACAGAAAGGCAACUGACAGCAAAAGGAUUUGCAGCUGAUAACUGCAGCAAGUCAGGAAGUUACGAUGGAGGAGUGUAUUGAGAGUACUUUCUGUUGAACUGUGUGUUAAUCCACUGUAUCGCCUCUUGGGCCCAUCUGACUGUGUGUGUGAUUUGUGAAAAGCAACUUGGUAUCAUUAAGGGGAUGGGGAAUUCAUUAUGGUUUUUUAAAGUAUGACACCGCUGAAUUUUCAUAGUGAAAAUUGACAGUAUUUAUUUAAUGGAGGUUUUUAUGCAACCUAGGCCAGUAUUUUUCUAAUUCACAGUUCUGUGGUUGUUGAUCUUUCAUAAUCUUUCAAAUCCAAAAUGAAUAUUGCUGAUGGUUUGAAAGGCCUAGCUUUUUAUUUAUGAAAUUUGUUUGAAAAAUACGAUUCUAUAUAGCAUGUGAUUAAUAUUUGAUCUGGAGUUGUUGCAUUUCUUUUAAGAACUUUGGGCUCCAUUCCAGCCCAAAGCCUUUAACAGCAAGAAGUGUCCCAUGUGCAGAUCUAGAUAACUUUACAUUCUGGCAUCUCAUGUUAAUAUGAAAACGGUAGUGAAAAUUCUGUUUGAUAUUAAUGUGAAUGUGCUGCCGUGCUGUCAGACUGCUCUGUUUUAAUCCAGAGGUUGGCGGACGGAAGGCAGAGUUCAUCCCAAAGAAAUCAGUUGACAGCACUGUGUUUUCACUGCAGAAGAGACCAACUACAGCUGAGGGGAUGUGUUUUGUUUUGCCUGUUGUGGUCCUGCAGGAGGCUGAAGGAAUAUCCUUCCUGAGGCAGCAACCUGCAGACCAGGCAACAGCAGUUUGUAACAACAGCUGGCAACAACACGACCAGAUUUCUAAUACCAGGAAACUGCUCUACAGUGUUCUGCAGUACCAGCCAAAAAGAUGGGAACAUCGCACCUGUAUAAUCCAUGCCUUCCGCUGCUCCAAGACGGCCACCAAUCUCAGAGAUCCUGGACUGCACUGAAGCUGGGAUGUGGAAAGAUCUCCAUGAAAUGGUCUCCUCAAGAGCAGCAAAGUUCCACCUGGCAGUAUCUGUGUGACAUCCGCAAGCCUGGCAAACACAAGGAGUAAACAAUGCUAGUUCUGUAUGUGGGAGCUCACACUGUGUCUUACUGGGUUACACUUGGCUUGUGAAUAAAGAAAAUUUCAUUUAUGCUACUAUUUUUCCUUUUGCCUCACAAUACAAAAUCUCCAACUUC
Messenger RNA from Coturnix japonica (Japanese quail), 2906 nucleotides. RefSeq names its product ST6 N-acetylgalactosaminide alpha-2,6-sialyltransferase 5 (gene ST6GALNAC5). NCBI's taxonomy places the organism in Eukaryota, Metazoa, Chordata, Aves, Galliformes, Phasianidae. The record is from RefSeq and is a predicted model, not a curated record. Gene Ontology annotation, molecular function: alpha-N-acetylgalactosaminide alpha-2,6-sialyltransferase activity. Gene Ontology annotation, biological process: ganglioside biosynthetic process; oligosaccharide metabolic process.